Eucalyptus grandis is the source of this 793-nucleotide messenger RNA. RefSeq lists its product as uncharacterized. Lineage: Eukaryota; Viridiplantae; Streptophyta; Magnoliopsida; Myrtales; Myrtaceae. The transcript is spliced from 2 exons. The coding region runs from base 133 to 573 and encodes 146 amino acids. The record is from RefSeq and is a predicted model, not a curated record.
ACUACCACCCCGUCUUCAAGGACCGUCUUUUCCCGUCGGUAAUGUUCUUUUGAGAUACCUUUCUCGCUUCCAACGUCAAGAUCAUCAGUCCGUUUCCCCCCCAAGCUCCUCCUCCUCCGACCGCCCCGCACGAUGAAGAUGAACAAAUGGUUGCAGCAGCCGCAGGACGCCAAGCAGGCCAAGGCGGUGGACGAGAUCAACGCGGUCCUGAAGCGGUUCGGGGACGAGCAGAGCACCCUGCUGGACCGGUUCGAGCGGAUCUCCUUCGAGGUCCAGCUGAACCAGGCCAUGCUGGGGAGGAGCCUCUCCGACCCGAGCCUCGCCCCAGCCCCCCGCCGUGCACCAUCGAGGGCGGACCGCAGUUCGGCCCACGGUGGCACGGCGGCAGCUGCCGAGCGACGCCCGUCGAGCUUCCGACGAGUGUUCAAGAACCUGUUCAGGCCCAUUCUGGGUAAGAAGAAAUCAGCGAACAACAAUGUAGCGGCAGAAGCGGCGGCAGCGGCAGAGGAAGCGGACGCCAGGAUUCCCCACUUCCAGUAUUCCAAGGCUUUCAGCAGAUCACUGAGGGUCUAACGUUUGAGGAAAUCCUCGCCGCGGCGAUCACAGUCGUUGGAUUUUGUGGGACCUAUGCCAACGAUCGUGAUUGACAUGAUCGGUCGCGGAUCCGAGUCGAGGCAAGCGUUUGCCCUGAAUUCGAUCCUGUCUUUGUUUUUUUCCUUGUUCUAAAAGCUAGUCCAUGUCCUGUAGAUGAUGCUACGUAAUAAAGAGUGGCUCUUUUUCUUUUCUGACUUUA